AGGAUUGCGUUGGAUUGCGUUACCCGGAAAACAAUGUCGGAGUGGGAGCUCUUUCUUCACACACUCUCCUUUCAUCUGAUGGUGACGUUUCCCGAUCCAACCGGUGUUGGUAGCUAGCUGGUAGAUAAGCUAGCUGCUAGCUAACCUACUGAGCUACCUCCUCCGCCUCUGAAGGCAGCUGAACGGAGCCGUGAAUGAACCCCGCACCUCAAUGCAUCUCCUGUGGCCGCAAUGGCAGCGACAGAAACGGAGGAUGCUGAAGCUGUUCGGUGUACUGGUUAUCCUCGGACUGGCCCUGGCGUGCAUCACCUCCUGGGUGCUGGACAGCUACGACACGGCUUGGCACCCUAAACGGAGCGUUCAGCACCCGACCCUCGGUGAUGGAGAUGAAUCUAAGUGGAGUUCUCCACCUUUUCCCGGCGGCGAGUUGAACAAUAUAUUCUGGUUUAUACAGGUGUCCGACAUUCACAUUAGCCGAUUUCAUGACCCAAGACGGAUUCCAGAUUUUGAAAAGUUCUGCACUGACACAAUUGAAGUGAUCAAGCCAGCUCUAGUGCUUGCAACAGGGGAUCUGACAGAUGCUAAAACAGAGAGUAAAGUGGGAUCCCUCCAGCAUGAGGUGGAGUGGCAGGCCUACCACAACAUCCUGAAGAGGUCACGUGUGAUGGAGCGUACUAGGUGGAUAGACAUCCGUGGAAAUCAUGAUGCCUUCAACAUUAUGUCAUUGGACAGCAUCAACAAUUAUUACGGGAAAUACUCAGCUAAUCAGAAAGUUGGUUCGUUUCACUACGUUCACAAAACUCCCUUCGGCAACUACUCCUUUGUCUGUGCGGAUGCCACUCUGACUCCAGGACCCAAGAGGCCGUACAAUUUCUUUGGUAUUCUCAACCAGACUCAAAUGGACUUGCUGGACACGUUCAGAGCUGAGAGUCUGAAAAGCAACCAGUCGAUCUGGUUUGGCCACUACACCACCUCCACUAUCGUCUCCCCUUCUCCAGGAGUUCGGGACAUAAUGAGAUCUGCAGUUGCGUAUCUGUGCGGCCACCUGCACACACUGGGCGGCCUGAUGCCCGUCCUCCACAGCCGACAUCCCCAAGGAGCCCUGGAGCUGGAGCUGGGCGACUGGAUGGACAACCGCAGGUACAGGGUUCUGGCCUUUGACCAUGACCUGCUGAGUUUCUCUGACCUGAAGUUUGAGCAGUGGCCUGCAGUGCUCAUCACCAACCCCAAGGACGCCCAGUACCUGCAUCCUGGAGUGGAGCCACUGGGUCGAAUACAGCGAUCGACACACAUCAGGAUCUUGGCCUUCUCAGAGGCUCCAAUCACAGCAGUGCACGUGAGCGUAGAUGGGGAACCUCUGGGGAAAGGCCACUCUGCUGGAGGUCCUCUCUAUGUUCUGCUGUGGGAUCCGUCUCUCUACCUCACUGGACUGCACACCAUCAGAGUUAAAGUGGAGGACUCGGCAGGCCGGUCGUCAGUGCGGGAGCAGCACUUUACUCUGGAGGACGACCUGACUCCCAGCUUUGGCUUCGUGCAGUCCUUCAUCCUCCUCACAGACCACUACAUCCUGGCCCGAGUAGCCUUCAUAUUUAUGAUGCUGCUGAAUAUCUGUGUGCUGCUGGCCUUCAGGUUCCUGCGUGUUCCUUCUGGGAGAGGAUUGACCUCUCAAGCGUGUAUGUCGCUCCAUCUUGUCAGUACAAUGGACACCUUCUACUACUCUCUGCUGCUGUUUAACCUGUGUACAGCUUUAGGUCCGUGGUUCAUAGGAGAGCUGAUAGAUGGCCAUAGUGGUGCCUGCUUCGCAUUCGGGGUGUUCAUCGAUGGACACUUCCUGGAGGGCAGUCUCACUUAUGUUGUUGGAGUCGUUCAGCUGCUGUUCUUCAACAUGCCCCUCACCUCUUAUCUGUGCUGGAGCCUCCACCAUCGUUGCCGUGGCAACACCUUCCGAUCCCACUUCCUGCGGCCGGGCUGCCUCUGGCGGACUCUGGUGGUUCACCUGUUCAUGCUGCUGCUGCUCAUCUGGCAGGCCCACUCCUGCUACUUUCUCCUGGAAACCUACGGCCUUGUGGCCUUUUUUCUUUCUCCUGUUCGCACAUGGGCGUUAGGGCUCAGUCUGCUAUUGGUCUACCGUGCCUGGACAGGCCCCGCCCCUCUCAGCAAGAGCGUCUCUCCCUCUUGACAGUAAUUGCACUGUACCACCACGAUUUCCCUUGCACCUGACUCACAGAUAUAUUUUGCUGUCUCUAUCCACCCUGAAAGCCUCAAUUUUCCCCCACACAGCAGCCGUCACCCUCCUCCUUUCUUUCUCUCCUCCUUCCAAAGCCACUUCACAGUACAUCACUCACUAUCCUGUUUCUAGAUAGUAUUGUUUACUUAAUAUGCAUGUUAUUGUAAAGCACCAGUGAGCACAUUUCUGGCCAUAUUCAUAGCAAUGUGUACAGUGUAAAAAACAAAACAAAAACACCUUGGAUACAUUAAGGGUUAAAUAGCCUAUUUGAGGACUGGUCCAAUGUGUGCUGCAGUUGACAGUAUACUGUAUAAGAGCUGUAUUCUUCUGUGGUUUAAGCUGACUCAUUUACUUGAGCACUUUUUGGAAGUGUUGCCUUGGCCGAAUGCCACUUCACCACUGCCAAAGGAUGAAUAAGAAAGAUUUCACCUUUUAUUCUUCCCUCUGAAAACCAUUUUCAUUCACUAAUGAAGGCUGGACGUGCCAAACUGAUGCUCUUCUUUACCUUACGACACAAAAAUCAUACGGAUAAGACAGGUGUACGCAUCAUUUUGUAUACUGAGCUUUUCCAAACUUCCCACGGCUGACAGAGCGUGGUAGUUACAGUAACCUUAAUGAAGAUGACACAGGUAAUUCAACCUAGACGAUCAUAUUUACAAGUUUAUUCUACACAUAAUUACAGGAAAUCAAAGGAAGGACAUUACAAAUCAGUUGCAUACUGUAGUUGAGCUGUCUACAAGUAGUUAAUGAUUGAAAGUGUUUUUAAAUAAAAUUAAUCCCGUUGCACACAACUGCCACUAAAAACUUCUCAAUAUUUGCAUUGAAUAGUCAUAUCAAAAACUUAAAUGCCAGUUUUCACCAAAACACAAAAACAAGCCGGCCUGACUCUUCGUGCUCCUUCAAACGUGAAUACAGGAAGCAGCUGUUUGUUUCUCAGGAAUGUGAGCACUUGAACAACAGGCUGGUCCCAGUAGUAUUUCAGGACAAUAUUUUUAUACUCCAUAGUAGCUCAGUGAACUACAACCAUGUCAAACAAUCGAGAUGUGUGGUGGCUAAAAAAGCUAAAUGAAUGUGUUUAUAGAUGUGGUGAAAUGAGAUGAACCAGGACUAUGCUCUUUUUAUUUAUUCAUUCUGAUUGUAUUGAGUGAUUCCUCCCUUUCAUGUUAUAUAUCUGCACUGGAAAUGGGUGUUCUUCAGCUCCCUCAUGGUCAGUAGUGGUUAAUUUUGGAAGUUAAUGUGGCAGCUUCGUGUGUGAAAACUUGUUUGUCUGUAUUGCUCAGAAUGUGAAUUCAUUUUUUUGUUAAGGUGUGAGAGCAGUUAACUGUGUCUGUUGCACUCGUAUUCAAUCCUUUCUAGUCUUGUUAGUAGCAGGUGCUGGAAUCCACAAGAAAUACGAAAAAAAAGAGACAUAAAUAGGGUGAAGACCACAUUUAUCAAGUCUUUUAAUAGCAGCAAUGUUCCAACAGAGUUAGAUCCUUUCUUCUUUUUUUUCAAACCAUACCCUGCGUGAGUGCAGAAUAAUUGCUCAGCGCUGUGAUAAGACACCCAGUUUAAUAUUAGAACAGCUGCUACACAGAAAAUUAAAUUACGUGCACUCUUGCUGGUAAUGGUUCUAAUAACUUUCUUUUAUACUGUCUGCAUAUAAAUGUUUUGUGCAGGAGCAUUACCAAGUGUAUAAUUCCAGCAUAAAAGACAUUUAAAAUUGUUGGAGUUUUUGUUAUUAGAGUUUUUUUCUAAUGAUGCUCAGUAUGUAAUGUGUCCACAAGGAGGCAGUAUUGAAUGGAUUAAGAGGGUAAUUAGAGAUGACUGCUGCAUUUCACUUCCACCUCCAAAUUAUGCAUGGUACCGUUUUUCGUUGUUUUGUUUUUUUUGCAGAAAAGCACCAACACCUAGUUUCGAUUGUUCUGUACUGUACACUAAUUUGACUGAGACAGACAUCGACUCCACCACCAUCACCAAGGAAUAUACUGUAAGUCAUGUACUGGUGUUCACAUGACUUAUUCUGCAUCCCCUCCUAUCUUCGAACACUGAAGUGUAUAUGAAUGAAUAGAAGAUGAUUUUACACCUGCCACAUAUUUUUCUCGUGACAACUGAAAUUAGAGCCAAUCACAAUUUUAUUUUAUUAAUGGUUUAUAGUGCUGUGGAAUAAAAAUCUUCAUUACAGUAAAUCA
Siniperca chuatsi (mandarin fish) is the source of this 4398-nucleotide messenger RNA. It is a transcript of the gene tmem62, whose product is annotated as transmembrane protein 62. NCBI's taxonomy places the organism in Eukaryota, Metazoa, Chordata, Actinopteri, Centrarchiformes, Sinipercidae. The transcript is spliced from 14 exons. Bases 212 to 2179 code for a protein of 655 amino acids. Gene Ontology annotation, molecular function: hydrolase activity. The record is from RefSeq and is a predicted model, not a curated record.